This is a messenger RNA of Cucurbita maxima (winter squash), 2139 nucleotides long. RefSeq names its product wall-associated receptor kinase-like 20. Gene Ontology annotation, biological process: protein phosphorylation. The transcript has 3 exons. Gene Ontology annotation, molecular function: protein kinase activity; ATP binding. The record is from RefSeq and is a predicted model, not a curated record. The coding region runs from base 23 to 1909 and encodes 628 amino acids. Lineage: Eukaryota; Viridiplantae; Streptophyta; Magnoliopsida; Cucurbitales; Cucurbitaceae.
CACCACUCCAUCUUCCAUAUCAAUGGCAUCCUUUUCCAGACGCCUACUCCUCUUUGCGGCGGUGCUACUCGCCGCCGCUAAAAUCGCAACCUCCGCCAACCGAUGCCCAGACUGCGGAGGUACCGGCGUUCCCUAUCCUCUGAGCACCAGCCCCACAUGUGGGGAUCAAUCGUACAAGAUCCGGUGCGACGCAGGCUCACUGAAAUUCGAUACGCUGAACAAUACGUACCCGAUCAUCGCGAUCAACCCAUCGGCCCAACGGCUGGUGAUCCGCCCAUCUAACUUCCUCCGAGAAACGUGCGUGACAGAGGAUAUUGCUCACGGAGGAAUCCUACUGAACAACAGUUUACCCUUCAACGUCACGAGCGGGAACACGAUCCUAUACUUCAACUGCACGGAUUCGCUUCUGCGCUCGCCGUUGAACUGCUCGUCGACGAGUUUGUGCCAUUCGUACAUCAACGGCUCGAGAGGAGCGGCGGCGUGCGAGGCGGCGCCGCUGUGCUGCACGUUUCGGGCGGGUGGGUCAUCGAAUUCGUACAUGAUUCGGGUGAUGGAGUCGGGGUGCAGCGCGUACACGAGCUUUGUGAACUUGAACCCGAGUUUGGGACUGUUGCAAUGGCCUGAACCCGGGUUGGAGCUGCAGUGGCUUUCGCCGAUGGAGCCGAUUUGUAAUACGCAGGCUGAUUGUGAUGGGAACGCGGCUUGUGGUGUUGACCCAAGUGGGACCGGGUUGAAACGUUGCCUCUGUAAUUCAGGGUUUCAGUGGGACCCUAUUGCUGGAAUCUGCUCUCAAAACACGUGUCAUGAUCCUGACGGUUGCAAGAAGUCCCGAACUGCACUAAUAGCCGGCAUUGUAUCCGGCGUCGGCGCGGCGGUGUUAUUGUCAAUAAUAGCCAUGUUAGUAUAUAGACGACAUAGAAGAGCGAAAGAAGCUCAAGAAGCUCAAGAUCGCUUAACAAAGGAGCGUGAAGCAAUUCUGAACUCCAACGGCGGAGGCGGAAGGAACGCAAAGAUCUUCUCCGGAAAAGAGAUCAAGAGGGCCACCCACAAUUUCUCCGCCGAUCGCCUUCUGGGUGCCGGCGGCUAUGGUGAGGUCUACAAAGGCAUUCUUGGGGACGGUACCCCUGUAGCUGUGAAGUGCGCCAAGCUCGGAAACGCAAAAGGCACCGACCAAGUCCUGAAUGAGGUCCGAAUCCUCUGCCAAGUUAACCACCGGAGUCUUGUGUGGCUCCUUGGGUGCUGCGUUGAAUUAGAGCAGCCAAUUCUGGUGUACGAGUAUAUCCCCAACGGCACUCUUCUGGACCAUUUGCAAGGUAGUAAAGAGACAAGGGCAUUAACAUGGGAGCAGCGGCUCCAGAUCGCGCAGAGCACAGCAGAGGGACUAGCAUACCUUCAUUUCUCAGCAGUUCCACCAAUCUACCACCGAGACGUGAAAUCCAGCAACAUCCUACUAGACAAUAAGCUAAACUCCAAAGUUUCGGAUUUCGGCCUCUCCCGAUUGGCGGAAACUGAUUUAAGCCAUAUCUCAACUUGCGCGCAGGGUACUCUGGGGUACCUGGACCCCGAGUACUACCGGAACUACCAGUUGACUGACAAGAGCGACGUGUACAGUUUCGGAGUGGUUCUGCUGGAGCUGUUGACGUCGCAGAAGGCCAUCGAUUUCAACCGGGAGCCUGACGACGUGAACUUGGCGGUAUAUGUGCAGCGGAUGGUGGAAGAAGAGAAAUUGGUGGAUGCCAUCGAUCCGAGGCUGAAGAAGGGAGCCACGGACAUGGAGGUUGACACGAUGAAGGCUUUGGGGUUUCUGGCAGUGGGAUGCUUGGAAGAGAGAAGGCAGAAUCGGCCUUCCAUGAAAGAAGUGGUGGAGGAGAUUCAGUACAUCAUAAGCGUCGCCACUGCCAAGCCUUGAAAUCAGUAAACACAGAACAGAAACAGAAGAUGAGGCAAUGAAUGCGCUCAAUAAACACCUUUUUCUUUUUUUAACGCACGGCUGUGAUUGUACGAGCCUCACAGCCAAUUGCAUGCGGCCAACGGUUUGUAGCUUUUAUGGCCUCGUCCUUAAAAUUUUCCGAUGAGCUGGCCAUCUUUGAAACCACUCCCUUCAACAAGAUGUCUCAAAUUUUCUUUCUUCUACUUUCA